This is a messenger RNA of Trichomycterus rosablanca, 788 nucleotides long. Its product is annotated as histone H2A-like. The transcript is spliced from 3 exons. The record is from RefSeq and is a predicted model, not a curated record. Lineage: Eukaryota; Metazoa; Chordata; Actinopteri; Siluriformes; Trichomycteridae. Gene Ontology annotation, cellular component: nucleosome; chromatin. Gene Ontology annotation, molecular function: protein heterodimerization activity; DNA binding; structural constituent of chromatin. The coding region runs from base 1 to 768 and encodes 255 amino acids. Gene Ontology annotation, biological process: heterochromatin formation.
AUGAGUGGACGCGGAAAGACCGGUGGUAAGACUAGGGCUAAGGCUAAGACUCGCUCAUCCCGUGCCGGCCUUCAGUUCCCCGUGGGCCGUGUUCACAGACUGCUACAAACAAAUCCGCUACAGGAAGUCUGCACACAAGAGCCUUUAACAACUAUAAUAGAAACCAACAAUGAAGAUAAGAAGCAACAAGAAAAGAACAUCGAACCCGAGGGAAACAAAACAUCGGACUCCGACACUUCUAACACAUCGACCAGCUCUGAUGAAACAGACUCUUCCUCCUCCACCACCACAGCAAGUGAUGAACUCACGAGCCCUCCUGCUCCAACCAAGAAGACUUCGAUUAAACCUUCGACUUUAAAGCCUCCAUCUAAUGAUAAUGUUCAAGUUAAAAAAGGAAAGACCGGUGGUAAGGCUAGGGCUAAGGCCAAGACUCGCUCAUCCCGUGCCGGCCUUCAGUUCCCCGUGGGCCGUGUUCACAGACACCUACGUAAGGGUAAUUACGCCCACCGUGUGGGAGCUGGUGCUCCUGUCUACUUGGCUGCCGUGCUGGAGUAUCUGACCGCUGAGAUCCUCGAGUUGGCUGGUAACGCCGCCAGAGAUAACAAGAAGUCUCGUAUCAUCCCUCGUCAUCUGCAGUUGGCCGUGCGUAACGACGAGGAGUUGAACAGACUGCUUGGAGGUGUAACCAUCGCUCAGGGCGGUGUGCUGCCUAACAUCCAGGCUGUUCUGUUGCCCAAGAAGACCGAGAAACCAUCCAAGGCCAAGUAAAGUCGCUCUCGUGUUAUAAC